Glarea lozoyensis ATCC 20868 is the source of this 477-nucleotide messenger RNA. RefSeq lists its product as uncharacterized. The transcript is spliced from 4 exons. The record is from RefSeq and is a predicted model, not a curated record. Bases 1 to 477 code for a protein of 158 amino acids. NCBI's taxonomy places the organism in Eukaryota, Fungi, Ascomycota, Leotiomycetes, Helotiales, Helotiaceae.
AUGGACUUCACCGACGAAGAGAUGUUAUACUCAGACGACAACGUCACAAAGCGUCCCCAAAAGACCUCCAGCGCAGCCAACACCCCCUCAUCAGCAAAAUUCGCUACCGCAUCCCCAAAACCAAACAGCCUCUCCGAAAUCCAACCCUACGACAGACUCCUUCUCGACGGCCGCGCCGCCAACCCGCCCGUCUCCUGGAAAGAGCUCGAAGUCCAAUACCGCGCCGCCGGCGGGCUCACCACGGGCGCCAACACGCUUCGAGUCAAUCAGUAUUCCAUGUUACUUGCACUCGGCGAGGAGAUGAGUAAAGAAGAGAUUGCGGAUUUGGUCGUUUCCGAGGCGGCUGUGAUGGCGGAGUUUGAGAAGGAGAAGUGGGCCAAGGUUGCGGCGCAUAUGAAGGGGAUUCGAGGGGAGAAGAACUGGAAUGCGAAGUUUUUGAAGAAGACUUUUGCUUCGCUUCCAAAGGGGGGGAUUUGA